This is a messenger RNA of Mitosporidium daphniae, 669 nucleotides long. RefSeq lists its product as uncharacterized. Lineage: Eukaryota; Fungi; Microsporidia. Gene Ontology annotation, biological process: protein phosphorylation; intracellular signal transduction. The transcript has 3 exons. Gene Ontology annotation, molecular function: ATP binding; protein serine/threonine kinase activity. The annotation marks the transcript as partial. The record is from RefSeq and is a predicted model, not a curated record. Gene Ontology annotation, cellular component: cytoplasm.
AUGCCCAUGCAGCAAUCCCCACAGGUUAGCACACUUACUUCCCAAUCUUCUUGUACUGCUGCUAUCUCGAAAAAGCCAACCAACGGUUCUUCUGACGAUUCCCAAACAUAUCAUGCUCAUAUUGAUGAUGAACGGCUAAACGUGAUCCUUGGAAAGGGAGCUUAUAAAGUUGUGUGGAAAGCUCUAGAUUUUAAGGACGGCUAUGAGGUUGCCUGGAAUUGCUUCCAAACAUCCAAGCAAGAAUCUACAGAGUUUUCCCAGGAGAUUGAAAUCUUAAAGCAGGUCCGACAUCCCAAUAUAAUUACCUUUCGCGAUGCCUGGUAUAACAAUGGAGAGUUUGUGUUUAUCACUGAAUUAAUUACAUCCGGGACACUUCGAGAGUAUAUUCAAAAGCUUAAAAAGCCGUGUUUAAAAAUUGUCCGUUCAUGGACAAGACAAAUUUUAAAUGGGCUUUUGUAUCUGCACUCACAUAGCCCGCCAAUCAUUCACCGGGACAUCAAAUGCGACAAUAUCUUUAUUAAUGGAGCUCACGGUGAAGUCAAAAUAGGCGACAUGGGCACUGCCAAGAUGAAAGUGGGAAAAAAGUAUACCGUCAUUGGUACCCCCGAAUUUAUGGCUCCUGAGAUGUAUGACGAAAGGGGAUAUGCCGAAAAAGUCGAUGUUUAUGCU